AUUCAACUUCGCAAUUUCAAUACAAUGUUUGUGUCUGUUUAUUUUAAAAUACCAACAAUAAAAUUUGAUUGAGGGAGUCAGGGUAUAUUAAAACUACGUGGUACCACACAGCCACAGUAGCUUCUGCUACUCUACACAGUACUAUGUAAAAUAUAAAUCUGAUAGUAUGAAUUGGGAAAUAACCUUGGAUUUCGAAUAUGUCGUAACGAAAAAGCCUCCACCUCGGAUUUGCUUUGGCACUGGACUAGAAAGGGAGACGUUGCCUGCCAGUGGACCAAACCUCAGCCCUUUUAUGAAGAGAACCGCGCCUGAAGUAACACCGAACUUAGGACCAGCUACUUAUGUCAACAAUCGCGAUGCUUUCUAUGAUUUAACGCACAGGAUUUACAGCAAAUACGGAUGUGGAGCCAGGUCUCCGAGAUUCAAAACGAAGCACGAGUACCAGCCACCUCCGCAAGAGCCUGAACCUGCCAAGCCUAUCCCACAGCACUGCGCUCCUUUCAACUCCACCUCGAAGAGAAAAGGACUCUUUAAAACUAGCCAAACUCCUUCACCGUGUGACUACAAUGCAGAAUAUAAAAGACGACAAAUGAAGUUUAUUUACAGUUUCUCCGGAAGAAAAGUUCUAAAAUGUGCAGUUGAGAUGAAAUGCGUUCCAUAUAACUUGGACGCUUGCAGCGUUUGUGGCUGUUCCUGCUCCGCUCAGGGGGAUUACUGGCAAUACGAGAACAGAAUAUUCCUCUGUAGAAAACAUUACGAUAGAUUGUUCAAACAUUGUCUGUCCAAGUUUCAAGGCAUAAAACUUAUAGAAUUUAAGUCAAUUCGCGACUGCUUCUUUGCACAUGCACACAACAGUUGCAAAGCGGCUCUUAAAAUAAUGAAAAUGGAGGAGAUAACGAAGAAAUUAAGAACCGAAGCAUAUUUGGAUUUAUAUUUCCCACAAAGAAAACUUUGCACAGAAUAAUCC
This is a messenger RNA of Aricia agestis (brown argus), 967 nucleotides long. RefSeq lists its product as uncharacterized. The record is from RefSeq and is a predicted model, not a curated record. Gene Ontology annotation, cellular component: ciliary basal body. Gene Ontology annotation, molecular function: cytoskeletal protein binding. The coding region runs from base 167 to 964 and encodes 265 amino acids. Lineage: Eukaryota; Metazoa; Arthropoda; Insecta; Lepidoptera; Lycaenidae. Gene Ontology annotation, biological process: regulation of cell projection organization. The transcript is spliced from 7 exons.